Molecule: messenger RNA, 4549 nt
Organism: Ailuropoda melanoleuca (giant panda)
Lineage: Eukaryota; Metazoa; Chordata; Mammalia; Carnivora; Ursidae
Gene: LHFPL2
Product: LHFPL tetraspan subfamily member 2
Exons: 2
Coding region: 36-722 (228 amino acids)
Cellular component (GO): membrane
Source: RefSeq, a predicted model, not a curated record
CCUGGACUCCUGACCUCGCCGCCUGGAACAUCAAUAUGUGUCAUGUUAUUGUCACCUGUCGCUCGAUGCUCUGGACCCUCCUGAGUAUUGUGGUGGCUUUCGCGGAGCUCAUUGCCUUCAUGAGCGCCGACUGGCUCAUCGGCAAAGCCAAGAGUCGCAGCGGCGCGGAGCCCGACGACCGGAGCGGAGGCUCGCCCGAGCCCUACCACCCGACCUUGGGCAUCUACGCCCGCUGCAUCCGCAACCCGGGCGUGCAGCACGUGCAGCGGGAUACGCUGUGCGGGCCGUACGCCGAGAACUUCGGCGAGAUCGCCAGCGGCUUCUGGCAGGCCACCGCUAUCUUCCUAGCUGUGGGCAUCUUCAUUCUCUGCACCGUGGCCUUGGUGUCUGUCUUCACCAUGUGUGUGCAGAGCAUCAUGAAGAAAAGUAUUUUCAACGUCUGCGGGCUGCUGCAAGGAAUCGCAGGCUUGUUCCUUAUCCUGGGUCUGAUCCUCUACCCCGCUGGCUGGGGCUGCCAGAAGGCCAUAGGCUACUGCGGACACUAUGCAUCGGCCUACAAACCCGGAGACUGCUCCUUGGGCUGGGCCUUCUACACCGCCAUCGGAGGCACAGUCCUCACCUUCAUCUGUGCUGUCUUCUCCGCACAAGCAGAAAUCGCAACCUCCAGUGACAAGGUACAGGAAGAAAUCGAGGAGGGGAAAAACCUUAUCUGCCUCCUCUAGUUUGGAAGAGACAUACAUGCCAUUUUCUUCCUGUGUGACCUUGUGAAACAGUACCCCUCUGGUUCCAUCGUCUGAGUCAAGUGAAGAACUAGCCUUUAUCUACCAAAGCCUACAUUCCACGGCGCCAAGCCUUAACAGGACCAGUGUGAGGCAACAUCCAGCUAAGUGACUGCACUCAAGGGCCAGAGUUCAAACUAUCAGAGAUGGAAUAUGAAACUACUGUGUGAACCCUGACACGUAGUUGACAAGUCUGUCUGACUCCACCAAGGCUCCUGAAGGAUAAUGAUCUAAACCAUUACAGGAGCAGCUCCUCUGGUAACAGGAGGCUGUGAGCUAGACUGCAGGCUGUUCUGAGAUGUAUUUCUGCCACAGGGUUUGUGCCUGUAAGCAUCACUGCCUCGGAAUGAGGUUUUGGAGUUGGUGUUUUUGUCUCCUCCUAGUUCUUCCAGGUUGUCUUCAGAGACUAAAAUGAAGACUGCGUACUUACUGGGGAUAGGUUAUGUGCUCGAGGGAAUAAGACACUGCUUCUUACAACCAAAGGGGUCAGAAAGUCAGUGUGGAAUCCCAUUGUGGAACUUCCUCUAGGCUGAAUUCCAGGGUAAGGUUGGCUCAGUGAACUGCCCCUCCAAGAUUUUAUUAAUCUGAGUAAGGAAAGAAUAAGGACCUAUAUGAUCAUGGGAAUAAAAGUAGAAAAUCCUGCUAGUGAAGACAAAUUCAUUCCACUGCCCAGCAGUCAGGCUAGCACCUGUACUGGCCCAGGCCCCUCUUCUAAAGGAGAUCCCAUGUUUUUCUCCUAGGGUUAGGAUUGAGCUUUGACUGCCAAAGGAAACCUCCCCCUGUUUCCUCAUUCCAGGAACAGAGGUCUCCAAGCCAACUGUGGCUCACUCUGAUGUUCACUGGGAGAACUUGCCAGAAUCUCAGCACUUGUGGGGAGACCUUUUCCCACUGUUUGGUAACCAUGUGGUAGGUAGCUGUAUUUUCAACCCCAGCAGCAACAGAAUGACCUUUUUUGCAGGAAAAAAAGGGAGCUAGUCAUGGAAGUUAAGUUUCUCCAGUUACUAGUGGUGUUCCUGAAAGCAAACUAAAAUUACUUCAGUGGGUGAGUUGCAGCAAGCCUUCAUACCCAGAGAUGCACAGAAUAGAAAUUUAAUGCAAAAAUGAAAGCUAGACCAAGCCCAUAGCACCUGCCUAUGCCUGUUUGUUUACAAAAAGAAUGAAACACCACUAUUAAAAAGGAUUCAGGAGCUUAUAAUCUAGUUUCUAUAAAUUGCCAAUAAAAUUGCUUCAGAAAAAUGGUAUUAGCAACCACCUCAAAUUUACUUUGGAAUGAUCUCAGUGGCAACAACCUAGCUGGGUAUUACCUGGGAAUUACAGGAUGACAGAAACACUCCUUCACACUAUAAGCAAGUGGAGCGGACCUAUGAGAUUUCUGGAAGAAUUAAAAGUAUAGGUCUGUUUGGGCUUCUGAAUCUGUUCACCUGAGAGCUUACUUUGUUUUGAAAACUUAACAAAUGACGACUUGCACCUUCUCUGGGUUAAGGUAUUACAUGCUAAGUGCCGCCAGGCAUAGAAACCUGAUUGGGGUUUUACAGCACUGCCCGAAGUGAAUCAUCUCCAGGCUGAGCCUAAAACCAUGCCUUGCUGCAAACAAGUUGCUUUAUAUGUAGAUGGAAUGGAACAGCUCAAGUUUUAUUCCCUUCUGGCCUUUGGCCUAUACCACAAACCAUCUUAUCACACAGAUGCAGAGCUAAGGGCAAGAAGAGUGGUGGUGUAGAACCAGGCAUUCAUCAGUUCAGUUCACCAUUCUUAGACCAAAGUUCAGAAUAAGCAAGAUUUAAGUCCUGCAACUUUUUAAAGAGAAGGGGUACAUAGUUCUCCUCCUAGCAGUCUACUGUACAGGCUCAGGAAACAUUAGCCCUAUCUCUGACACCACACAGAAAGAGGUUCUGGAAGCCAGUGGACAGGGCUCCUGUCCCUGCUGUGUAUUUUUAUGCUCUAACUCCCAGUGCCCACAGUAACUACUUUUUAAACCCUAGCAGUAAUUUUCAUUCAAAAAAAUGGCGGUGGGGGUGGGGGGAGGAUUCCUUUCAUCAGCAGGUUCGCUCUACUGUUUUUUUGUUUUUUGUUUUUUGUUUUUUUUUCUGUACAAAAUCAGUGUUAGGAAAUGGGUUCUCUAACUCCCUUUUUACAGACAGGUUAAAGUCCUAAGCCCUGAGGACCUUCCGAGAAUGUCCAUCAUCUUUCUUUACUACCUGAAAGGUGGUGGCAUGUAUCUCUAGAACACCCUGAUAAACGGUAGUCACAAGUGAAAAUGUUACUCCAAGAAAUUCACUUGACAGUGUUUUAGUCUGAACGCUACAGAUGACAAAGCAUGCGCGCGCGCACACACACCACCCCAAACCACUAAAAACUACUUAAACACUGAAUAAGCAAAGCAGAGGUGGAAUUUCUGUAGCAGAGACAGAGUAAGAACUAAUCCUGGGCCUUUUAAACCGUCAGUCCAUUAGCCAGGCUUUGAUUGGGAAAAAAUGAAACCUUAAAAUCAUGCUAGUCUACACCAAAAUUGUACAGCUGUUUAAAAACCACUGAAUGUGGGGAAUGUGUUAGAAAUAUAUUAAACAAUUGGACUGAUCAUUGACCCACAUUUUCCUAAUGAAUAUCAGUCACCUAAUCACCUCAGUCCAAAAAUCAAUGUAACACACCUGAACCAUUACUACUACCCGAAAAGUCUUAUUUAUUUUUGCCUGCAUUUGCGCUUAAAGUUUUGCGAUGGGCUGGGCUUCUCAAUGAACUCCAAGAAGGCAGAAAUACUUGUGUUGAAUUCUGUGGAUUUUUUUAAACCUGUGUGCUAAUUCAACAAUGUUACAUUAAUUGUGUAAGGGUUUUUGUAUAGUUUUCAAACAUCUGUGGUGUAAUGAUCUUUGUUAAACAUGUAAAGUGCCAUAGUCUUUUUUUAUGUGUAGCAUAUUUAAAAUAUAUGUAUAUUAUACAUACACAAGUCUGUGUGAAAGAUGUGCAAUAACAAAGGUGUAUGUAUGUUUUGUUUUUUUGGAAACUGGACAGGAGUCAGAACAGGGAUUGUUUCUGUUUUGGCAAAGGAGAGUUAAACAUUUUUGCCUUCAUGGCCUAGUCAUUAACCCAUAACAAUUUAAAUGCUACACAAACCGAUGUGAAGAAAAGACUGGUAUGAAAUCAUUUAUUCCUGGGUCUAAAUUAAUCACUAGAUUUACGUGAAAAUUAAGCCAGCAUCAGGCCCAGUUAAUGCUAGUCUUUUAUGUGAAAUGUGAAGCUGCCACAUUGCCUUUUCUGUUAGUGCAAAAACUAGUAGCUGGUACAUAAUCACUGAGGAGAUUUCUCAACAGGCUUUGAUAGACCACGUUAAUGCUAGACCACUAUUUCAGGGCUGAUCUCACACCUUAGCCAUAAGAGUCUGGCUUAGAACAGACCUCUCUGUGCAAUAACAUGUGGCCACUAGAAAUCCCUGGCCUGCAUUUGUAUUUGGGCAAUGAUGACUCCCAAGGGCCAAAAGAGUUAAAGGUGUGACUGGGAUUUCUUCUGAGACUGUGGUGAAACUCCUUCCAAGGCUGGGGGGUCAUUAGGUGCUUUGGAGGAACUCAGCAUCACUUGCUAUUCAGUAGCCACUUGAGCCAAACAGACAACUGUAUUUACCGCUAAUGGACUCAAUUUGAGCCUUCAAAUUUAUGGUUAUCCUAUUUUAUUGUAAACUAAUACGUUGUUUGUCUAGCAUUGAUUAGGUUCCUGUGCAUAUGUAUUUCACAACGCCCUCCCCUCCCCAGAUCAGAAUUAAACCAGAUUUUGGAAACUCA